AUCGAGCUCACCUCUCUCAGCACUCGUCUGUUCCUCACUACACCAUGCUUGCCAAAUCCGCUAUCGUCGCUGCCCUCUCAGCCCUCGCCCUCGGCGGCCUCAUCAAGCGUAACGACAUUCGCUUGGAAGUCGUUAUCCCGCAAGGCGAGACUCUCGCCCAGUUAAACCAGACCUGGACGGCCGAGUGCAACCAAAUCCUCGCUGGAAAAACGGGCACGCCCACCUUGCUCGUCGAGCAGUCCUCCAACGCGGGUGAUGCAUACGUCUUCUGCGCGACGUACACCACGAGCCCGAACGGGCCGGACACCAUUGACCAGUACACCGUCGAGUGCGCGAACGCGCUCGGUAUCCAGUUCACGUCGCCGGGCCAGAAGAAGAAGCGGAACGAUAUCCGCGAACUCGUUGUUAUCCCCGAGGGCGAGACGAUCGACCAGCUGAACACGAACUGGACGAUCGAGUGCCACAAGCUCGUCGACAGCUUGCCGGGCACGUUCUCCUCGCUCGUCGAGCCGUCGCCGAAUGCCGCCGAUGCGUACGUCUACUGCUCAACGUACGAGACCGGUUCGGAUGGUCGCGUUACCGUCAACGAUUACACCAAACAGUGCGCCGCUGGCCUCGGGAUUCAGCUCGCAUGAACAUCAGAUGUUGGGCUGAAGGGUGAUUUCUUUGGUCGGUGCCAUGGAUUUUUAUACAGUAGCACGCUGCAAAUGUAUUCACCUGGCAUUAUUCGAUGAUUGCCGCAGAUCACAGUGCAAAAUUCUAUUUUCAGAUUGACAGACAUGCGCGAGCGCUAUAUACCGAGUCGUCUAGAGUCACGCAAUCUCUCUUGGGUUGUUUUUGAUUAUGUAUGC
This is a messenger RNA of Coniophora puteana RWD-64-598 SS2, 851 nucleotides long. RefSeq lists its product as uncharacterized. The transcript is spliced from 3 exons. Lineage: Eukaryota; Fungi; Basidiomycota; Agaricomycetes; Boletales; Coniophoraceae. Bases 45 to 635 code for a protein of 196 amino acids. The record is from RefSeq and is a predicted model, not a curated record.